CUAAAAACAAGGUUACGUAAUAUUUAUUCUCUCUAGAACAAACCAGAAAAGGAAGGAAAACAAAAGAAGAAGAAGAAGAAAAGCUGGAGUCUAUACUUAGAAGCAAUCUUCAGACAAUAUUGCUAAUUCAUAGUUGAUUUUAGCUUCGAAGAACUGUAAAAUCUUCCAUGGGUAAGGAAGACUGUUGCUCAACGCAACUAAUAGAUGCUAAUGGAGAAUUCAACUUCAAAGGUCUACAGAAUUUCGUUAGCUCUGUCAAACUUUCUCGCUGUGGUCUCUCUUAUGCUGUUGUUGCUAUUAUGGGACCCCAGAGUAGUGGGAAAAGUACCUUAUUAAACCAUUUAUUCUAUACUAAUUUUAGGGAGAUGGAUGCUUUUAGAGGAAGGAAUCAAACAACCAAGGGAAUUUGGAUUGCAAAUGCUGUCGGCAUUGAGCCAUUGACCAUUGUCAUGGAUUUGGAGGGUACUGAUGGAAGAGAGAGGGGUGAGGAUGAUACAACAUUUGAGAAACAAAGUGCCUUGUUUGCUUUGGCUGUUGCAGAUGUUGUGCUAAUAAACAUGUGGUGCCAUGAUAUUGGUAGGGAGCAGGCUGCCAAUAGGCCUCUUCUCAAAACAGUAUUUCAGGUCAUGAUGCGUUUGUUUAGUCCCCGCAAAACUACCCUUCUUUUUGUUAUACGUGAUAAAACAAAGACUCCGCUAGAAUAUCUGGAGCCUAUUCUGAGGGAAGAUAUCCAGAAGAUAUGGGAUGCAGUUCGAAAGCCACAUGCACACAAGGACACCCAACUCAGUGAAUUUUUCAAUGUAGAAGUCACUGCUCUACCCAGUUAUGAGGAGAAGGAAGAGCAGUUUAAAGAUCAGGUUGCUCAACUUAGGCAGCUUUUUUUCCACUCCAUCUCUCCAGGAGGCUUGGCUGGCGAUAGGCGGGGUGUUGUUCCAGCCUCUGGUUUUUCUUACAGUGUACAGCAAAUAUGGGAAGUCAUCAAAGAAAACAAGGAUCUCGACUUGCCUGCUCACAAGGUCAUGGUGGCCACUGUGCGUUGUGAAGAAAUUGCAAAUGAGAAGUUCAGUAGUUUGAUGAUAAAUGAGGACUGGCUAGCACUUGAGCAUGAAGUGAAAGAGGAUGCAGUUCGAAAUUUUGGAAGACGACUAAGCUCCAUCUUAGAUAACUUUCUGUCAGAAUAUGAUGCGGAAUCCGUCUUUUUUGAAGAAAACGUGAGAAGUUCAAAACGUCAACAAUUUAUGUCGAAAGCUUUGCAGUUGGUCCAUCCGGCUUUUGUUUCGCAGUUGGGGCAUCUACGUGUUAAAUCACUUCAAACAUUUAAGAGUCAGCUGGAACAAUUAUUACGUAGAGGAGAAGCAUUUGCGGCAUCUGUUCGUACAUGCUCUGAGUCUUGUAUCACUGAAUUUGAUAAGGGAUGUUCAGAUGCUGCCAUAAGACAUGCUAAUUGGGAUGCUUCAAAAUUUCGUGACAAACUCAUUCGUGAUAUUGAGGCCCAUGUGUCCUCUGUUCGUAAUGAUAAGUUAUCAGAACUGAAGGCCAUUUAUGAGAAACAAAUCACAACUGCACUUGCUGAACCUGUACAAUCCCUUUUUGAUGUUGGUGGGAGUGAAACAUGGGCCUCAAUAAGAAAGCUUCUAAAACGCGAGACAGAUGUGGCUAUAUCAUGCUUCUGCCCAGCUCUUUCCGGCUUUGAAUUGGACCAGGACGCAUUUGACAGAAUGAUGCAAAGUCUGAAAGACUACGCUAGAAGUGUUGUGGAGAAAAUAGCAAGAGAAGAGGCUGGAAAAGUUUUGAUGCAAAUGAAGGAUAGGUUUAAUACUGUGUUCAGCCAUGAUAGCGAUUCAAUCCCAAGGCUUUGGACAGGGAAGGAGGACAUUAAAUCAAUAACAUUGGAGGCCCGCUCUGAGUCUCUGAAGUUUUUGUCUAUAGUAGCUGCCAUACGGUUGGAUGAAAAAUCAGACAGAAUAGAAAGCAUACUUUUCUCCAGACUCUUGGAAGGGAAGAUUUCAAUUUCUUCUCGGAAUAGUGAUAUUGCAGAUUCUUGUGACCCCCUUGCCUCAAGCUCAUGGGAAGAGGUUUCACCAGAGAACACAUUGCUCACACCAGUGCAGUGUUUAUCUUUGUGGAGACAAUUCAUGGCAGAAACAGAGUAUAUUGUUAGUCAAGCUAUUUCAGCACAGUACUCGAUUGACUGGAAAAAAGUAUCAGUCCUGUUCUUAUCUCAGAGAUACUCUGAGUUAUUCUUCAAGCUUUGGAUCUUCUGUCCCAUACUUUCAGUGCGAUCUAGUGUCCAUGCAUAUUUCAAUGACAUGACAGGUUGAUUGAAUCAAAUUGUUUUUGAUUUGACUAGUGGAGCAGCGGUUUCAACUGUCUUUUGACCCCCUUCCCCUUUUCCCUUUCUUCUAAAAUGCUAAAAUAUAUUAUACUCUUUACGCUCCCCAUUGAUAGUUGCUUCCUGCCAAAUACAAAGACUAAAACAGCUAGAGCAGAUUUCUAACCUUGCUCUCACUCUUGCUGUUAUCUGCUUUGCUGAAACAAAAGUACCUAAUGCUUCAGUGGCAGACCUAGAAUUGUCAUCGAGGGGGUUCUACAUAUAAAGGAGACGAACCAAAAAGUCGAUAAACUAAAUAUUAUUAAAUACUUUAUAAUUAUAUUUAAUCAUUAAUUAAUUUUUUAAAAUAAAUAAUAAAAUUAUGUUAUUUAAUCAAAAUAACAAGGCCAAUCACAAGAAGGGACACUGUUAUGGAAGUAAUGAAACUUUGAAUUUAAACUUGUCAAAGGCAGAAGUGUUUGAAAACUGGGAAUUACUUUUAGCUUUUUUAGAUUUGUUUAAAGAAAAAACCUAAAAGUAGUUUUGUUGGUUAUUAUAAUAGAUAAGGCAACCAAAAGGAUUGAAAAAUUUAUUAAGCAUAGAAGCGCUUUAAAUUGCCAACUUGAGAACACAAUUUGCAUAACAAAAAUUCAAAAAGCUAAAUAAUCUCAACAACUAAAACAACCUAGUGGAAAUUUUAAAUUCAAAUUCAUCCUAGACCUAGGCAACUUAUUAUGCUAAAAGUUACUGGGGUAAGUGAAAACAAAUUCUAAUACUUCUCCUUUGCUUUAGUUGCUGCAAUUUAAAAAAUGUUCUUCCUGACUCUCUGCUUUGGCAGUUGGUACUCAAUUCUUUUGAUUGUUUUCAAACUUGCAAAAUUUCUUCUUAUUUCUUUGUCUUCUUGGUUUGUGUUAGAAAAACUUUUCUCAAUAAUCUUGUGUUGUUUGAGAUCUCUUUUGAAAGUGUUUUUUCGUGUACAAUGAUGAGAUUUUCAGGACCAAAGACAAUUGAUGGCUCAAGGGGGGGGGGGGGUCAAAAUUUAAUUUAUACUUGUGUUUUUCUCAAAUACAAACCAAAAUAUACCGGUAAUUUUUUAUGAAGCGGGUUCAUAUGAACCCUCUUGAUACUAUGUAGGUCUGCGUAGGUCUGCCCCUACUAAUGCCGACAGUCUGGUACAGAGUACCACCCAUAAGUUCUCGGAUGAUGUUUUUCAGAGGAGCAUUGAUUUCAUCGAACGGAUGGACUUCCCUUCCCAUUUAACAAAAGUUAGCUUUUGCAAUACGGUGUGGCUGACAAAACAACGUCAGCAGCAAAGAGGAUCAAAUAUAAACAGGUUCAGAUUCUUAUUCUUUUCCGGGAGGUUGGAAGCGGAGUAGAAAGCAAGUAAAAUAGAGGUGUCAAUGUGAGUGAGACUCUAGAUGAUAUGCAAAUAAUGGAACCCAACACCCUUAGCCUCGUUUUCCAGCUCAGCAGUCUCCUUUGGAUCUUCCAUUGGAAUCUUUUAAUUUUACCCUGUGGAUUAAUACCAUGCGUACAUUAAUCACUCUGAAUACCACUGGAAAUGAAAUGCUAAUGUCAUUUCUUUUUUUGCAAUACAAAUUAAAAAGAGAAUCAAUGAAUAUCCCCACUUUAUGGGUUACCUUAAGAGGAUCCAUCAAAGCAUUUUUUCUUUUGCAGGGAAAAGCCUCAUUCGGUGAGCGAUUGAGCACUGUGAUUGCUUGACUAAUUAAAAGGCUUGUCCGGUUUUGUCAAUGUGCAUAAAAUGUUGCAUGCUGCUUGAUUGAUGUAUUUCUUGUGUUUUAGUUGAAGAUAUUAAUUUAGGUGGUUCCUACGGAUUCUUUUUCCUGAUUUCCGUAUGCUUUUUCUUGUAAUGCAUUGUCUAGAUUAUAGGGAUCCUUUUUCCUGUUUGCCCUAUGCACUUUCUGCUAGUUAUUCCAUUGCUCAAUUGCAAAUACAGGACUUCUGCAUAUCCUAUAUUGUAUAAUUCAUGCAUGAUUACUUUUUCGGUGCACCUUUAAUUCUUUUCAUGUGAUACUUGUCACACUAAAUAUGUGUCUUUCUUAUUGUUCUUAUUCUUUUAAGAAGUGUAAUACAUAACACAGUUUUACUGCUUCUCAAUUAUCUCUGUGUUCACCUAUUGAGGUCUGAGGACUAUGAUCUGCAAUCACUUUCAAGUACUGGGACCGUUUUGAUGCAUGAAA
Molecule: messenger RNA, 4512 nt
Organism: Solanum pennellii
Lineage: Eukaryota; Viridiplantae; Streptophyta; Magnoliopsida; Solanales; Solanaceae
Product: protein ROOT HAIR DEFECTIVE 3 homolog 2-like
Exons: 20
Coding region: 168-2321 (717 amino acids)
Biological process (GO): endoplasmic reticulum membrane fusion
Cellular component (GO): endoplasmic reticulum
Molecular function (GO): GTP binding; GTPase activity
Source: RefSeq, a predicted model, not a curated record